Molecule: messenger RNA, 2280 nt
Organism: Diplodia corticola
Lineage: Eukaryota; Fungi; Ascomycota; Dothideomycetes; Botryosphaeriales; Botryosphaeriaceae
Product: p-loop containing nucleoside triphosphate hydrolase
Exons: 6
Coding region: 1-2280 (759 amino acids)
Molecular function (GO): ATP binding; ATP hydrolysis activity
Source: RefSeq, a predicted model, not a curated record
AUGCUCAGCUAUGACCAAAGAAAACAUUCCAGCUUGUCCUCAGAUGAGCGUACAGAGGACCCUCGCCCUGAAACGAAAUCUCGCCCACCCAUUGUCUACAAGGAGGAAUACCUUCAAGAAGAUACCCGCAAUGUGGUCUGCACAGAAGACUUGGGCGCCAACAAUGGCACAAAAAAUGAUCCCGGCCAAGAGACUACCGUUCUGGAGUACGUCGAGGUUGUCCUGACCCAAUCAAAGGGGAAGCCCAAGGAUGGCCUCCCAUCGAUUCGAUGGAGGGGGCAGUCUUACAUCAGGAUUCUUUCUCCAUCUGUCAUUGCCGCGCUUCGACAUGUCGUCAAUUACUACCCUUCGCAAGACCUCGGUGGAGAAACCAUCACCAUCCUAGAGCCUUAUGCUGUCGUUGUUCACUAUGAAGAUGAGCUGGAGCAGUAUCGCCAGAAAUUUGCCCCUGAGGCUGAGACUGAGCAUCAAGCGUCUGACUCCUGCGCCAACCGUUUCGCGUACAAGCAUAUUGGAAUUCUGCUUGACUUUGUCCGCAGCAAGGUUGGAGAUGCCGUAAAAGCAGAGCGGGAGAGGAACGCCCGAGGAUACAGCGCAGACGACAUGUGGUGGCUCAUCCUCAAGCCCGGAAUCGAUGUUUACUACGACCAGGGUUCGGACGGAACUUGGAACCCUUUUGUCAUCAAAUCCUGCGUUCCUGAGAUACAGAACGGCCGAGUAGUACGAUACUCGGUUGCUCUCUGGAACCUGGAUGUGGGAUACUCACGACCAGAAUAUCUUGGCAUGAACACUAUCGAAGAGGGUUGGUCAUGCUCGCGAAAGGAGACAAAGAUAUUCGGCUCGGCACUGUUCCCGUGUAGCUUUUUUCCUGAAGGAGAGCUUUUGGACGGGAAAACCCGGCUUGAGUUCAAGAAAUUCUUCGAAGAGAGGGGCCGGAUGUUCAUACGGCUGUUGAAGAAGGGCUGUUUCCAAUAUGAAGGGAGUUCUGUCACCCAACCAAUCAGAGCGUAUAACGGCCUCGUCAUGGUGGACUCGGACCAAUGGAUCUCAGACAGAGACUCCUACCCGUGGACAAGAAGCAUAUUUUUGGAACAAGAUGCUGGCGCGACUGCAGCAAGAUCACGGCUUUGCGAAUGCGCUAGAUGCCAGGCGGUUAUCAAGGACGAAAUAGUCAAGCUAAUGUUCGAAGACUACGACAGAGAGCAUCACAGGACCAGAAGUGAAUGGACCGACCACCACUACUUUCUGUGCAGCCGAGUCGUGGAAGCGUUCGUUUUUAAGACGAGAGAAUGGGCUUUGCUCGAUGUAUCCGGAUUCAAGGAUCCGGUGUUUGAUAGGAAGAUGAUCAACGACCUGGUCUUGGCUCAAGACACGAAAGACAUGAUCGUGGACCUUACAAAACUCUUCGUCCAGGAACAGUCGGCGAAGAAAGACCCUGCCAACGGUCCCGAUGCCGUCGGCCCAAACAGCGCACCCAACUUGUCCGCGUGGUCUGCCGACUUCGUCAAAGGCAAGGGAGAGGGGCUCAUCUUCUUACUGCAUGGGAAACCUGGGGUUGGGAAGACGUACACGGCAGAAUGUGUGGCGGCGCUUACUGAACGGCCUCUGCUCUCCCUCACCUGCGCAGAUAUCGGGACUGAUCCACAGAAGGUCGAAGAGGGCUUGAGGAGAUGGUUCAGCAUCGCCCAGAGCUGGGGCGCCAUCAUGCUCAUUGACGAAGCUGAUGUGUACAUGGAGCAGAGAAAGGUGCAGGACCUGGAGAGGAACAACUUGGUAGCUGGCUUCUUGCGGGCUCUGGAGUAUUAUCAGGGCAUUCUGAUCCUGACCACAAACCGAGUUGGAACGUUUGACGAGGCCUUCAUCUCACGCAUCCACCUCACCAUUCACUAUGCCGCGUUCACGGACCGCAGUCGAGCCGAGGUGUGGGAGUCGUUCUUCCGCAAGCUGCAGAACGAGAGAGAGGGGAAAAUGAAGAUCUUGGAGGAAACGCGGGACUAUGUUGAGGAGAAAGAAGUGCGCGAGCUCGAAUGGAAUGGACGCGAAAUACGAAACGCUUUCCAAAUCGCCGUCGCACUGGCACAGACUGAGAAUGACUGCGAUGCAAGAGGACGCAUUCAAGUCAAGCGAAAGCACAUCAGAUCCACGGUUCGCAUGUCAAAGAACUUCAAAUCCUACCUCCAGGAACUGUAUCAGAAAGACGAAACGCAGCGCGCGGCAGCUUGGGGCCACAGAUACGAUGCCUUCGAACAGACCCGCCCAAAUGAAGCCAGUUUCAAGUGA